Messenger RNA from Chlorocebus sabaeus (green monkey), 2765 nucleotides. It is a transcript of the gene TNFSF13B, whose product is annotated as TNF superfamily member 13b. The record is from RefSeq and is a predicted model, not a curated record. Gene Ontology annotation, cellular component: membrane. Lineage: Eukaryota; Metazoa; Chordata; Mammalia; Primates; Cercopithecidae. Gene Ontology annotation, biological process: positive regulation of B cell proliferation; immune response. Gene Ontology annotation, molecular function: tumor necrosis factor receptor binding; receptor ligand activity.
UAAAAGCUUUCCCUUGAAGGUGCUAAUCCAAACUCCAAGUUUCCCCAGCAGAUUUAAGGGGCUUUAAAUCUGCUUGAGCGUGAGUGUUGUGAGAUGACUUUGAAAUUCUUACAAAAACUGAAAGUGAAAUGAGGAAGACAGAUUGAGCAAUCCAAUUGGAGGGUAAAUGCCAGCAAACCUACUGUACAGUAGGGGUAGAGAUGCAGAAAGGCAGAAAGAAGAAAAUUCAGGAGGACUCUCCUGAGGGGUGAGCCAAGCCCUGCCAUGUAGUGCACACAGGACAUCAACAAACACAGAUAACAGGAAAUGAUCCAUUCCCUGUGGUCACUUAUUCUAAAGGCCCCAACCUUCAAAGUUCAAGUAGUGAUAUGGAUGACUCCACAGAAAGGGAGCAGUCACGCCUUACUUCUUGCCUUAAGAAAAGAGAAGAAAUGAAACUGAAGGAGUGUGUUUCCAUCCUCCCACAGAAGGAAAGCCCCUCUGUUCGAUCCUCCAAAGACAGAAAGCUGCUGGCUGCAGCCUUGCUGCUGGCACUGCUGUCUUGCUGCCUCACGGUGGUGUCUUUCUACCAGGUGGCCGCCCUGCAAGGGGACCUGGCCAGCCUCCGGGCAGAGCUGCAGGGCCACCACGCGGAGAAGCUGCCAGCAAGAGCAAGAGCCCCCAAGGCCGGUCUGGGGGAAGCUCCAGCUGUCACCGCAGGACUGAAAAUCUUUGAACCACCAGCUCCAGGAGAAGGCAACUCCAGUCAGAGCAGCAGAAAUAAGCGUGCUAUUCAGGGUGCAGAAGAAACAGUCAUUCAAGACUGCUUGCAACUGAUUGCAGACAGUGAAACACCAACUAUACAAAAAGGAUCUUACACAUUUGUUCCAUGGCUUCUCAGCUUUAAAAGGGGAAGUGCCCUAGAAGAAAAAGAGAAUAAAAUAUUGGUCAAAGAAACUGGUUACUUUUUUAUAUAUGGUCAGGUUUUAUACACUGAUAAGACCUACGCCAUGGGACAUCUAAUUCAGAGGAAAAAAGUCCAUGUCUUUGGGGAUGAAUUGAGUCUGGUGACUUUGUUUCGAUGUAUUCAAAAUAUGCCUGAAACACUACCCAAUAAUUCCUGCUAUUCAGCUGGUAUUGCAAAACUGGAAGAAGGAGAUGAACUUCAACUUGCAAUACCACGAGAAAAUGCACAAAUAUCACUGGAUGGAGAUGUCACAUUUUUUGGUGCAUUGAAACUGCUGUGACCUACUUAUACCAUGUCUGUAACUAUUUUCUUCCCUUUCUGUGUACCUCUAAAAAAAAAGAAUCUAACUGGAUAUACCAAAAAAAAAAAAAAAAAAAAAAGUAGUUACCGUUGGCUUUUCUGUGAGCUAUUUGUUUUGGUUUGCUGAAACUAGUCCAAAACAGGAAAUUUAACAGACAGCCACAGCCAAAGAGUGUCAUGUGAAUUACAAGAAACCAGAGCCCAUUUAGGGAAAGAUAGAACUAGAAAGGCUUUUCACUAUAAUUCCAUGCUGAACAAUUGAGUCAUAGCUUCUUAUCUUGGAGGAAGGACACAAUUCAAAGGGGCAGUAAGGAUUUUGUAAAAUGUGGCGUCCAUAAUUUACUAUGGAACAAGUGCCCACAUCUCUAGGACCUUAAGACAUUUAUGAGAAAUCUCAGGAUUCAUUUUCUAUUUUUAUGUUAAAUGCCCUCCCUCCUUUUUGGUCAACAUAACAAAAAGUAAAAAAUAAAAAUUGUAGAAAUCUUGCGGUAGUUACAUGAAAUAACUAAAAGUUUAAAUUUAAAUAUGAAACAACUUGGCUGAAAAUAGUAUCCAUGUACUAUUUAAGUAUUUUAUGGUUAUUUCAAGUAUGCAAUUUCUAUCUAUGAUGUAAUAUAUUACCCACACAUUUUUUCACAGGAGAGAGAGAAUAUCCUCAUUUGUUUAUGCUCAUGUGUACUUCCUACAAUGAAUUUCAGAAACAUUUAAUAUCAGGUAAUUUCAAUGUAUGCAUGUAAAGCAUUGAUUGAAAAAUAACUAUAAUUAUUCAUAUAUAACAACAUAAUCUCCAACAGAAGUUACUGAAUACAUUUAUACUAAUGUAAUGUAAUUUCCCUUUAUUUCUUCCUCUUCUGUUUCAAACUGCUGCUAUUGUAGUUUACAUAUCCCAACCUUUAAAAAUAUUCCUCUUAUUAGUUUUAUAUUCACUUUAUAGAGGUUGAGUUUUAAUUAAAAUUCUUGGCAUCCUGAAGUAUGUCAUAUACCAUGUACUCCUUAUAAAUAUGUUGAUAUCUCAGAAGACAUCAUCCCAGUUUUCAUUUUAUAAAGUACCAUACUUAAGAAUGCUGUAAUACUUAUCUUUUAUAACAUGUUUCCUUUGCUUUGCUUGUCUUUUAUGUCAUUAGUUUUAACUGUUUACUUCAUUUAACAGUUUACAUCAUUCAACAGUUUACUUCAUUAAACAGUAGGUGGAAAAAUAGAUGCCAGUCUAUGAAAAUGUUCCCAUCUAUAUCAAAAUACUUUUCAAGGAUAUACUUUUCAAAACAAAGAAAACCGUUUAAAUUUUAUGUUUAAAAUCUAAACUUUAAGUUUAAACUUUGUUUAGAUAUCUGGUUCCUAUGAUUUCGACUUCAGUAAGUUCAAAUAAAAUAUAUUUUGCAGUUCAUUUUGUUUUACAUUGUAAUUUAAAAAGAAGAAGCGAUAAGUGGAGUCAGAGUUUCAAUGCUAGGAGGGGUGGUUAAUGAUUUUUCUGGUGUUGCUGCUAAUAUGGAUAACAAAUAAAAACCUUCAUUGCCUUUUG